AUGGUUGUCAUUGAAAUCGAAGUAAUCCACGACUUUGUCUGCGCUUGGUGUUACAUCGCCAAGCGCACCCUCGACCGCGCCAUCUCUCUCUACCAAAAAACUGUCCCAGGAGGACGCUCCGAUGUCUUUUCCAUAAAAUAUCGUCCCUACUACCUCGACUACAACCCACACGCUCACAGCGUCGAUAAGAACGAGCUUAUCGAUGUCCGACUACGCGUCAUGACCCCGGAACAGCGCACGGCGCUUUUCAACCGGAUGAAUCAAAUCGGGCGGUCUAUGGGUAUUCUUUUUAAGGCCGGGGGGAGGAUUGGGAGUACGAAAGAUGCGCAUCGGGUUAUUUAUUAUUGUCAGAUGAGUGAGAGUGAGAAGGGUGCUGAUACCGCCACUACUAAUGCUCUCGUGGAGAAGAUCUUUGAGGCAUAUCAUGAGCGGGAGAUGGAUAUUUCGGAUCCAGAUGUGUUGAAGGAACUGGCUGCUGAUGCCGGAGUGAGUGGGGAUGAGGUAAAUAGGUGGUUAGAUGCUAGUCCGGCGGCUGUCGAUGAGGAAGCCCGGAGGAAUAAAGAGGAAGUGAAGUCGGGAGUUCCGGUUUACAUCAUCCAGGACGAGCAUCGCAUUGAUAGCUCAGGGGACAUAGCUGAGCAUCUGGAAAUAUUCAGCAAAGUGAAGGAGACUGACAAUGUGAAGGAUCACAGCACGGCUGCAAUCUAUCAUGGUCUAUCAACGGCAAUUUAG
Aspergillus glaucus CBS 516.65 is the source of this 732-nucleotide messenger RNA. RefSeq lists its product as uncharacterized. Gene Ontology annotation, molecular function: oxidoreductase activity. The record is from RefSeq and is a predicted model, not a curated record. NCBI's taxonomy places the organism in Eukaryota, Fungi, Ascomycota, Eurotiomycetes, Eurotiales, Aspergillaceae. The transcript has 2 exons. Bases 1 to 732 code for a protein of 243 amino acids.